AAUACAAACAUUGUGAGUGAGUUCAGAAUUCAGAUCCGAAGCAGCAUGGGCAGAAUAUUAUUGCAACAGUAUGUGGCUAUGAAAAGGGAAAGGGUUGUUUCGAGUUUAAUCGAUUCCGACGUAAAUGAGCUUAAGCUUGCGGCCAAGAAGCUCCUCCACGAUGCCACAAUCCUCGGAAGCAAAGGCGUUGGCAUUUCUUUCUUCAAAUGGCUCGCUUCCUUUGCCGCCAUUUAUUUACUUAUACUAGACAGCACAAACUGGAGGACAAAUAUGCUGACAGCGUUAUUAGUGCCUUACAUAUUCUUCAGUUUUCCGGAGUCGCUAUUCCAAUUUUUCAGAGGGGAAGUUGGAAAAUGGAUUGCCUUCGUCACAGUGGUGUUGAGGCUUUUCUUCCCUAGACAUUUUCCUGAUUGGCUGGAAAUACCUGGAUCAAUGAUCCUAAUUUUGAUUGUGGCCCCAAACAUCUUUGCUCUGAAAUUGAGGAAUAAUUGGAUUGGAUUAGCGGUUGAUCUUUUGAUUGGUUGUUACCUACUACAAGAACACAUCAGGGCUUCUGGUGGAUUCAGAAACUCUUUCACACAGAAACAUGGAAUUUCAAAUACUCUUGGCAUCCUCCUCCUCAUAGUGUACCCUAUUUGUGCAUUCAUUAUCCAUUAAUUAUGAACCAUUUUUUACAUAAAAAAAAAGAGUAUAAGCAUUAUAGUAUAGAAGUUGGUUAUGAUCGAUGUGUAAUCUGUUAGGAAAAUAAAUAUGUAGAUGGUGGAGUUUGAUAGCAGCAUAGACAAAAGAACUCCGUUGACUUUUUUUUACCCACAAAUGCAGAGUUUAUAGUAAAUUAUCCUGAAAUAUUGUUCAGCAUAAUUGCAAUCCUGAAAUUUUAACGACGAACAAAA
Cajanus cajan (pigeon pea) is the source of this 893-nucleotide messenger RNA. RefSeq names its product cold-regulated 413-plasma membrane 2 (gene COR413-PM2). Gene Ontology annotation, cellular component: membrane. Lineage: Eukaryota; Viridiplantae; Streptophyta; Magnoliopsida; Fabales; Fabaceae. The record is from RefSeq and is a predicted model, not a curated record.